AUGUAUCAUUCUUUGUACCCCGGAAUCGGCACGCAUAAAAAUUUGGUUGUUGUCAUCUAUGUAGAACCACUCCAGUGCGUUAACUACGGAUUUCUUUGCACGUAUGGCAUUUCACCAUCGGUCACAGUUGUUCUCCAGGUGAUUGUGCUUUGCGGCAAUCUUCCAGGUUUACGCUCCGUUUAUUUUGUCAAGGUCGACACAUCCGUUUCCAAUUCUCUUCUUGAUCGUAUACGACACAACGUAUUUGGUGUGCCGGACGCGCUAACAUUUGCGACCUUUAUUAUUUGCCAAAGCUUUAACUCUGACUACAGCCGUACUUCAUGUACCAAUCCAAGCCUAGGGUAUCGAUUUGAUGCACAAGGAAUGUUGGGCAUUGUGGAAGACGUCAUUCCCGAGGAACUACAUAGAACGCUGUCUGUGGCGCAAGGCGGCAUAAUGAUCCCAUCUGUCGUCAUAGCGUUCGCUGUCCUUUUGUGGUGCCUGACCCGCCUGUGUACACGAAAUGACCGGCUCGUAUGCUGCAUUAUGAUACUCGGACUAUUGGCGCUGAUAUUUGCCCUGGCGUCUCUAGCGGUACAAAUCGUCGGUUACCACGCUGUACGCGGUGCCCUGGCGAAAGCAGAGGAAGCCAUUCCAGGGCAAACCGUAGAACUAGUCGCGUCGCUGGGACCAGCAGUUUGGUUAACGGUCGGUGCAGUCAUCGCGCUGAUAAUUGUCGUUGUGGAUUUCCUUUUCGAGUGCAUCCGAUGUCGGCGCAAGCAGCAAUUACAACGGCAACAACAACCGGAGCAGAUUGAAAUGGGCCAUGUGUAGCUUAUCCCUUUCUAGGAUCUAAUUGCCAUUGCUAAUACGCAGUUUGUGUAACAACAAACCAUGCUUUUGACAUCCCUCUGUCCCAGGUCAACG
This is a messenger RNA of Zychaea mexicana, 906 nucleotides long. RefSeq names its product SUR7/PalI family-domain-containing protein. The transcript is spliced from 4 exons. Gene Ontology annotation, cellular component: growing cell tip; cell division site; plasma membrane. Lineage: Eukaryota; Fungi; Mucoromycota; Mucoromycetes; Mucorales; Lichtheimiaceae. Bases 1 to 813 code for a protein of 270 amino acids. The record is from RefSeq and is a predicted model, not a curated record.